UUUUUGAUACAUUUCUAGUGGACUCCAUGCGCCUUGUUUGCAACUAUGCUGCAUUUCUGCUACAAAGAAACCAAAAUAUCAAAUAAUAUCAGUAAUGCAAGAAUUUGUGGUUUGAACCUGUAGGCUUUGUAUGAAAAUAUUGUUAUUUAAGCUCCGGAAUGCUGCUUAUUAUAAACCAGAAACGGUCUACAAAUAAUUAAACUUUUUCCUCAAUGCAUUUGAGCCACGAAAAAACAUUACGCAGGACAAAGUCCCAGUGUGUCAUGAAAGGAAUGGUAGCCAUUACCAUUGAGGCAAGCAAAUCCAGCAUGAGGAAGGCGAUAAAAGAUGCGACAAAAAGAGACUUGAAGAGCGAUAUUGAUCUUCAAACAGAAACAGAAUAAAAAAAAAUAUCAAAUACCUGGAGGUGAGUUUUGUCUUUGCAUAGGCCACACUAGUACAAAAAAAAAACAAAAAAUUAGGCCACUGCUACCGAAAAAACAAAAAAGGCGGGUAAGCAAAAACAGAAGAUUGCUUUUUCGUUCUCAUUUUGCCUGCAACACGAAGGAAAAGGCAGAGCGGCGUAAGAGCGAGCAACCCCGAUAGAACGGAGGCUGGGGCUUGAGAGAGAGUGCUUUCUGGGCCAUGCCCUUCUCUUCUUCCUGCCCACUUCUGCUACCCUGCCAAAGAGGCAGAGCCCAAACCAAGCAAGAGGGGGAAAAGUCACAAACAUUAUUGCCUCCUCUUAAUAGAUGCUGUUCCCCGGUGACUAAGUUUGGACUAAACGAUGUACUCAAAGUGGUCUGAAGCUUCAAGUAUCAUCAUAAAGACAUUUAUUUGACAGAACGAUAGCAGCACGGAGAAAUGAGCUUAAAGAACCCAAAGAGAGUACUUACAGGCAGCCUUGAACAGACGCCAACAAAGGAAGCAAAGCCUUUUGUCAGCACUUGGCAUCCUUCCCAGAGUCAGCAGAGGACAAUGGUGACCCAGAGCUGGACACUCCCAUCCCGGACAGCAGAGAGGACCAUGCCCUCUGAUUUGGAGGUUGGCAGUUGGGAAACAGCAGCAUCUAGUGGUUAUUAUCACACUACAAGAGAAGCCUGGACACAUGACAGCAGUGAUCUGGAUGAGGAAAAAUGUGGCUCAUCCCUGCAGCUGCCCACUCAGAAGCCAAAGAAGAAGAAAGAGGAGGCCAACAGCACAGCUGAGGCGAAGCUGAACGGGACCGAGGCCAAGAUAAAAAAAAUUAAAAGCAAAAAGAACGAGGAGGCGUCAGAGGAGAGCCUGGCCUUGCAAAAUGGCAAAAAGGUGAAGAAAAAGAAACCAGAAAAAAGUAAAGAAGAACCUGAAAAAGAGAAGGAAAAGGAGACAAAAAAGAAAGUCAAAAGUGCUCCCAAAAAGAAGAAAGGAUCCGUCACAGAUGAUGACGACGACGAGGAUGAGGACACUCCUAAAAUGAAAACCAAGAGAAAGACGACCAAGGACACCUCACCGCCCGCCAGUUCUGCCAAAGAGAAGAAAUCUAAGUCUAAAGAGGACAAAGAUGAUGGAAAAGAGAAGAAGUCCAAGACCAAAGAUAAAGACAAGAAGAAAGAACCAGCCUCAAUGUUCCAGAUAAAUGGUGAUAAGGAAUCAAAAAGCAAAAAGAAAGCAGCCGCCAAGUCUGACAGCGACGACAGUGAAGAAGAAACAAAGUCCACCAAAUCAAAGAAAAAAUCAGCCGCCAGCUCCACGUCGUCUCUGUUCCAAACGUCAGGUGACAAAGACAAGGAGAAGAAGACCAAAAAAAAAGGUACAUUUAUUAUUACUAUUACCAAAACAUUGCUACCACUUCUGAAAUCACUGACACAAGUGCUGUUUACCUCAGCAAAGGCAGAAGAGAGCGAAGAUUCAGAAUCGGAAAAAGAAGAGAAAUCCAAAAAGAAAAAGGGUAAAGGGAAGAAGAAGAAGGCGAGAUCGCCAUCCCCGGAGAUUGAGUUUGACAACUUGGAGGUUUUCGUGAUGGAGCCGGCACCUCAAGGCGUGACCGUCAAAUGCAGAGUGACUCGGGACCAGCGGGGGAUGGAUAAAAGCCUUUAUCCUCUUUAUUACCUUCAUCUAGACAAUGAGAAGAAGACAUUUCUGUUGGCGGGCAGGAAAAGAAAGAAAAGCGCAACCUCAAAUUAUCUCAUUUCCAUUGACGCCACAGACUUAUCAAGAGGUGGAGAGAAUUUUGUAGGAAAGCUAAGGUCAAAUUUAAUGGGCACCAAGUUCACUGUGUUUGACAAUGCUCUAAACCCCGAAAGAGCCCUUCCAGACAUGUCCAAUGCCCGGCAGGAGUUAGCAGGCAUCACCUAUCAAACAAAUGUGUUGGGAAUGAAGGGGCCCAGAAGAAUGACAGUCGUCAUUCCCGGUAUGGACAAGAACAACGAACGAGUUCCCCUCCGGCCAAGAAAUGAUUAUGACGGCUUGUUAAUAAGACACGAGAACAGAAGGAUGGAAAAUCUGAUUGAGCUUCACAAUAAGACGCCUGUGUGGAACGAAGAAACGUCGUCACAUGUGCUCAACUUCAACGGCAGGGUCACCCAGGCCUCUAUUAAGAACUUCCAGAUAGUCCAUAGCAAAGACUUGGACUACAUUGUGAUGCAGUUUGGCCGAAUUGCCGAUGACAUUUUCACACUGGACUUCAAGUACCCCAUGUGCGCUGUGCAGGCCUUCGCCAUCGCACUUUCUAGCUUUGAUGGCAAACUUGCCUGCGAGUAACCUAGGAGGUAAAUACACUGCCGCUGAGGACUGCACACAAGACACACCCCACACACACACCUGUCACACCAACCCAGCCCUUUUGGAUUUGCAGCUGAUAAAUGACAGCUCAGUGAAUGUGACAAUACCUGCUGUUGUUACGGAGGUGCUGCUCUCUUAGGUGUGUUGUUCUUUGCCAGGAGUGUGUCAAACAAAGAUGGCUUCACAUUGUCGUCUGAUCUGCUGCAGCGCUGGAAACUCAUGGUUGUAUUUCUCACUAAUUAGCAGAAACAUUUACUGUUAUACCCCCUCAUGUCAUGGAAAAGUCCAUUAACAUCAUUAGAAUGGUGUUGUGAUAUAUUUCAUUGCAUUCAAAUGAAGGUAAUAUUUCAUUUGUUCCAGGCGAAACAACAUACAGUUCAUUUUCAUUAGGACUUUAGUUGUGAACCUGUCAACAAUGUUGAUUUCAAGUUUCUUGCUCAUUUGUUUAUUUUACGUGUAUUAGAUUUUGAGCAUUUUUUUGGUUUGUAAAUUUUUUUAACAAUAAUUUUUGUUAAAUUUUUGGGCCUGUUGCAACAAUGUUAUUUAAUAAAAUAUGUCAAAUUAAUGCAUGCAUGUGUUACAUCCAGUGGUGUGCAGUCGGGCCAGCAAGGCCUUCACUGCUGGCCUAAACAUGAUAAGAAGCACUGAUCUACAGUUACAACUUAAAUUCUAUUAUUUGUACCAUGACAUUUUAUUAAUUUAUUCCCGGUUGUUGUCUUUAUUUAAUAACACGUUUCUUGACUACACUGCUUUCAGAAGUGUAUGUGUAUGUUAACGUUUUUCUGUUUUUUUGUCUUUCCAUAUCAAUAUAUUCUGCCCAGGGCCUUCACAAUCAAGUGUGCUGGCCCACGUAACGUACACACUAUUUGCAAUCAGGCUGUUUCUGAAAUACUAAAUAAAGAAGUUAGAAGUGAGUCUUGAAAAAAAUUUGGGAUGGCUCUGAAUGCUCGGUUUCAGAGAACUUUUUCCAACACUAGCUGUUUGUGAUGUCACAAGGAGCUGGGCUUUGUUUUAUACUGUACAUGGUUGUCAGCUAUGGCUCCCGUGAAAUCUUUCUAUGAUGCACAAUCAGGCAGAAGUGGUUGGAUUCGGUGAUUCCCAUUUCACAAGGGACUGUUUUUGUUGACAUAGACCCACAAAAGUCCAGAAAUACUUAGGAGUGUGACCAAUCACGGCGGAGUUGACAUGCUUGGAGGCAGGCCAACUUCUAAACCGCUCCAGCCUUUAUUUAGUUCAUGGCCUACAGGUUUUGUUGACGUCUUAAAAUUUCUUUGGAACUUUUAUACAGUAUCAAUCUUCUGCCUUCAGCUGUCAGCUUGCAACUAAUCAGACAGGUUUGAGUCGCCCCAAGCUCUGGCUCUAAAAUGAAAAACCAGUUUGAGGUGACAGCUUCAAGUGUACGUGUGAGGUGAGGAUUCUGCCUCAACCUGCUAAGGCAGUUGUCCAAACUUGAAAUGAAGCUUUCAAAUUGGCAAGUUGACAGACGCGCAAAGGUGAGCUUUUACAGCCCACACAGGAAUCAAAUUUAUCUGGUCACCUUAGACAUUAUUUCACAAGUCCUUGCAAUCAUGAUGUUGACCAAAAGAAGGUGCUGUUGCAGGGUUGGGGAAACAUGUCCAGUGUCUUUGCUUGUCACCUUUUGCAGAAGUUGUGUGAGAAACCCUAGUUCAAGUUCCACUUCAGAACAUUUAUGCACUUUAUAUUUCAAUGUCCUCUACAAAGUAAUCAGCAUUUUUACAGUUAUUGUGAGCCGUAAUUAUGCUUAUGCAUGACCUUUGGCUUCUACUUUCACUUUCUACAGCACAAGUCAUUCUAUUUGGCAUGGAAUAAAAGUCAUAUGUGGAGAAGUAAAUAUUUACAUUAUGACAAAUGGCAACAUCCAAAUUCUCCAAAUUGUCCAUAGGUAUGAAUGUGAGUGUGAAUGGUUGUUUGUCUAUAUGUGCCCUGUGAUUGGCUGGCCAACAGUCCAGGGUGUACAACCCUGACUUGCCUGAAGUCAGCUGGGAUAGGCUCCAGCAUACCCCUGUGACUUUGUGAGUAUAAGCAUCAUAG
Molecule: messenger RNA, 4794 nt
Organism: Doryrhamphus excisus (bluestripe pipefish)
Lineage: Eukaryota; Metazoa; Chordata; Actinopteri; Syngnathiformes; Syngnathidae
Source: RefSeq, a predicted model, not a curated record